Messenger RNA from Coregonus clupeaformis (lake whitefish), 3690 nucleotides. RefSeq names its product RNA-binding protein 4.1. The record is from RefSeq and is a predicted model, not a curated record. Gene Ontology annotation, cellular component: cytosol. Lineage: Eukaryota; Metazoa; Chordata; Actinopteri; Salmoniformes; Salmonidae. Bases 2026 to 3327 code for a protein of 433 amino acids. Gene Ontology annotation, molecular function: zinc ion binding; mRNA binding. The transcript has 3 exons.
GUGUGUAUGAAACGCCGGAAUUUUCCUUUGCUACCAUUCCUCCUCCCAGCUGCAUGGUUCCAUCGAGCUGUGCCACGUGCCGCAAACAAACCUUUCGCGACUCGGAAUGUGAUGGCGCGAGAGUGACUCGGACGGAAAUUGGUGUGCAUCUUCCUGGCACCGGUGUGCCAGCCGCCGGCAGACGAAUAAUCCUCUCAACUAACCAAUCAGUCCACACAACUUCACAUUCUUCCUUUAUUUUAGUUGUCAGUUACAAAGACUGUUUGCUAUCUGAAACAACCAGAGUGGCAUUUCUACAGUUUGCUGUUAAUACUAGCUUAACUAUACCGGCUUUCAAAUCGCUUUGUUCAUUUGUGUGGGUCAUGGUUUUGAUUUAAAAUGUGUUUUCCCUCCUCCCCUUGUGAUAAUAUCGUCAAAGCAAAUUGGCCGCUGAAUUUGCCACAUUUUUAUUUGCGGUUUGAGGUGACUGUAGUUUCGAGAAAUAUUUCUCCUUUUUGAGAAAUCUUGUUUUCAUUUCAUUGGUUUGUUCAACUAUUCAUUUAAAACUUGUAAUCUCAUUCAUGCCAUGUAUAGCUCAGUAGUCAUUCAACCACUUUUUUUCUCUUAAUUUUUUGCCCCUGGGAAAACAAAUGUAAGAAUAGACGGGUAUGAAUAUCCCCCAGAACGAUCUUUGUGAAAUUCAUGCACUGGAUUUUAGAAUGAUAACUUUAAUAUGUACAUUUUGUUUGAGGACGUUCUACUUAGGUUAGAGGAAAUUCCGUUGUGUCAUACUGCUUUUGCUCUCUGAGUUAAUAUCAUCGAGAUAGAGGACUCAUCUGUGCCGUUAUAGCGUUUGUGACUGCAUGGGCAGCGCCGUUGAGACCUCCAUUUUGAGGUAGUCAUUUUUCUUCUUCACAAUUGGCAGAUCCCUUCUGAUUACCCGGUUGGACACAACUCCAACAUGGUCACCAGGAGGGAUCAACCAAUAAAGUGGAAGUCCCACCCAGUUGUCUACAUUAAAAUGGUGGAAGCCCUCCAUGGUGCUGCCCAUGCCAAAACUGCUUUUUAGCCACUAGAGGCCUCUAUCAUUCUCUGGUUAAUAUCUGCUGUCACAAUGACAGUCAUUAUCCCAAAACAACAUUCCAGCUUUAGAAUUAUUUUGGGCGUAUUUGCAGGGUUAAAAACUAUCGGAAAUAUGGCAGUAAACUUGCUUUGCCAGUAAUAACCUUCCUAACCAAAAAGAAGCAAUCGGUUGGUACUCAUUGGAACAAUGCAUGUUUAAUGCACUUCCAAGAGUAACUAUUUUUGCAGGAUUAGGAUGGCCCAAUCUGAAAUACACCAAUUCAAGAGGCUUGUAUCAAUAUCUAAAUAUUGUUUCUAACAAAUCAAGCUUUAAUAAUCCAACUUGUCCUCUAUUAAUUGAAUAUUUAUUACUAGACAUAAACAUGUUGAAUACAGUAAAUAACAUGAGCGUAAUUGGCGUUGCUGUCAUGACAUCACCAUUGAUAUGUAAUGGCCUCUAGUCUAAUCACUUUCUUAGGGUGCCUUAGUCUGCAUUUAGAUGGGCAGCCCAAUUCUGAUAUACAAAAAGAGCUGAUGUGAAAAGAUCUGUUAUUGGUCAAAAGACCAAUUAGUGGGGAAAAUAUCAGAAAUAGGCAGGCUGUCCAAACAGAACAUCAGUCUGCUCAGUUCUUCUGGGAAUUGUUGUAGUUUGUAUAUUUCCUACAGUCAAAGCGUGUACGUUUUAUGCAUUUUAUUUUUUAAUAAACCCAAAUUUAUUUUGGUGAGAAUUAUAUAUUUUUUUUAUCCUCUCUUCAGACCACAUCCAUACUUUUUCCACACCAACACUUGAUAAUGCAUUGUCAAUACUUUUCUGAUACAUACUAAGUCAAGAAUGAAAGAAAAAAAACAUUGUCCUUUCGGCCAAUCAAUAGGUCUGAUUUUGCCUUGUGAGGGGAAGGGUAGAGAUUGUGCUGUAGGUAGCAGAGGAGCCAUUUCACCUCUUCGGAAACUAGUGGCGUCCACCGUGAAAGCGGGAGCAUCACCAUGGUGAAAAUCUUCAUCGGGAACUUGUCUCCAGACACCACGGCAGAGGAGUUGCGUUCCCUCUUCUCCCAGUAUGGAAAGGUCUCAGAGUGUGACAUCGUCAAGAACUUUGGCUUUGUGCACAUGAAUGUCAAAGCCGAAGCGGAGGAGGCCAUCAAGAACCUCCACCACUAUGAGCUCAACGGGGAGCAGAUGAACGUGGAGAUGAGCCGCGGCAGACCCAAAGCCUCCACCAAGCUGCACGUGGGCAAUAUCAACAGCAGCUGCACCAACCAAGAGCUGCGUGCCAAGUUUGAGGAGUACGGCCCCGUGGUGGAGUGUGACAUAGUCAAGGACUACGCCUUUGUCCACUUGGAGCGUGUGGAGGAUGCCAUGGAGGCCAUCAGUGGAUUGGACAACACAGCCUUCCAAGGCAAACUGAUGAGCGUGAAGCUUUCGACUAGCCGCCUGCGUACUGCGCCGGGCAUGGGAGAGAGGACGGGUUGUUAUCGGUGCGGGCAGGAAGGCCACUGGUCCAAAGAGUGCCCGCUCGACACGUUGGGCAACUACAGAGAGGGUGCUGAGCCAAGCUCUGACGGAUUCAAUGGCGGUGCCCCUAGGUUCGGCGGGGGCAGUCGCGGUGGCCGCGGUUAUCACCGGGGCUUGAGUGGCAGCAAUCCAGGUUACAGUGGCGGUGAUCCAGGUUACAGUGGAAGCUAUGCUCCCGCGCACGGCUUCGGCAGCAGGGAGUCUGCUUACGGCAGCGGCCGUGUGCCCGUGUACGGCAGGGGCGCAGGCUACGAGAGCGCAUUGAGUUACGGGGUCCCGCCGGGUUACGGAAUGAGCGCCGCCGAACAUAGCAUGGCCCGGGUGUACGCCAGCGAGGCAGCGUACGGAGGCAGCAGCUGGAGCCACGGCGUGGUCCCAGCCUACCCUGUGCGCCGGUCAUCGUAUGAGGACCGGGAUCCGUAUGGCGCCGUGGACUUCUACGAGAAGUACCGGGCUCGCCCGUAUGGAGGCAGUUAUUUCGAAGAGCGCCGGUCUGUCCCUUUGCCCGGCCCACCUCCCCCUUCCUCCUCGGCCAUAAUGAGGGAGCGCCUGCCACCCUCUAGCCUCGACCUAUACGAGCGCCGUCCCCUCCCUUCUCCACCAGCCCCCCUCUCCUCAUACUAUUCCCGCGACCGGAGCCCGAUCCGGCGAAUCCCUACCGAGGCCUACGCAUACGAGCGCGCGCGCCUCUCCCCGGUGUCCUCCCUCCCCAGAAGCUCGGCUUACGACAUCCCGCGGGACCCCUAUGCCGAGCGGGCGCGCUAUGCUUACUAACCUUUCUCCCUCUUGUCCAGGUGAGACCUGAUUAGCUUUCACAGGUUAGCGUGAUUAAGUUCCCAGGGAACUAGUAUUAAUGUAAACACUGGGUGUUUGAUAGUUUAUCUCCUAGGUAACGUCCUAGGUAAACGUCAGGUUUUCUGUCUUGACAUAGGUUGAUAAGUCUGAUGCCCAUCAAGCUUGUUGAUUAAAUAGAAGAGAAUGCAUGCCGUAGAACUUGAAUGCAACUUGUGGGUGACCAUGUUACUAUUUGGUAUGCUCUCUUUUCAGGUAUCGCGACAGUCUCGUGCUCGGUUGACCAUCUUUGUUUCGUCUCACAAUGCAUUCGAUUGUGGGACUGUGAAAGUGCAGACGUUUAGC